AUCUCAAGGCAGAGAACCGCUGGAGCUCUUCUGCACCUUUUUGUUCUAUCCUGAACUCCCCAUCACCACCUCUCGUCCUCUUCCUCGGCAGAAAAAGGAAAAGAUGGAGGCCUUCCUCACCGGCUUCCGGGCGCCGCCUCGAGCUUCCGCCGUACCCACCGCCUGGAGCCCGCACCCCAGCCCCUUCUUUCUCGGCACACGGCACAGGAAGCCCUCCUCCGCCUCCGUGGUCUGCAUGGCGGAGCCACAUCUCAUAUCAAAGUUGGAUUCUACAGAGAAGGCAUGGAAAGAAAUGUCGAUUAGAUUGGGUGACCCUGACAUUGUCUCAGAUCCGGGCGAAUACCAAAAACUUGCACAGUCUGUUUCCAAUCUGGGAGAGGUUGUGACGGCAUAUGGGGAAUUUAAGGAAUGUGAGAGGCAGAUUGAAGAAACAAAAGCUUUGCAAAAAGAGAAUGGAGAUGACCCUGAUAUGGCUGAGAUGAUAGCUUCAGAGCUGGAGUCUCUCUCUGAUCAGCUUGCAGAGCUCGAGGAAAGACUGACGGUACUUCUGCUUCCAAGCGACCCUCUAAAUUCACGUAACAUCUUACUUGAAGUAAGAGCUGGCACUGGAGGUGAUGAAGCUGGAAUUUGGGCUGGUGACCUUGUACGCAUGUAUCAAAGAUAUUGUGAGCUCAACAAUUGGAAGUUUAAACCAGUUUCUUGCUCAGAAGCAGAAAAGGGCGGAUUCAAGACAUAUGUGAUGGAGGUGAAGGGAAAGCAAGUCUACAGUAAACUGAAGUUUGAGUCAGGUGUGCACCGUGUUCAGCGUGUACCGCAGACAGAGACUAUGGGUCGUGUUCACACGUCAACCGCAACUGUGGCUAUUAUGCCAGAGGCCGACGAAGUGGACGUGGUUAUUGAUCCAAAAGAUAUUGAACUUAAAGCUGCAAGAUCUGGUGGAGCUGGAGGGCAGAAUGUUAACAAGGUGGAGACAGCUAUUGAUCUUAUUCACAAGCCUACGGGAAUAAGAAUAUUCUGCACAGAAGAAAGGUCGCAACUUCAAAACAAAGAACGUGCAUUCCAGUUAUUGAGAGCAAAACUAUAUGAGAUAAAGUUAAGGGAGCAACAAGAGUCCAUAAGAACCCAGAGGUUACUGCAGGUCGGUACUGGUGCUCGCUCGGAGAAGAUACGGACGUACAAUUAUAAGGACAACAGAGUGACUGAUCAUCGGUUGAAGAUGAAUUUCAUAUUGUCUAGCUUCCUUUUAGGAGAUAUCGAGUCAGCUAUUCAGUCCUGCGCUGCCUUGGAGCAGAAGGAACUCUUGGAGGAAAUGGCCACCUCUUCUGCAGUGAAGGCAUGAUCAGUUCAACUAUUCCUUUUGCUUCUGGCCAUAUCCUAAAGGAGAACAGAUAAAAUGGCAUAUUACAGUCGCCGGAGAUCGACAACCAAGUCGUACAUGAAAAAACUCAUGAAUCAUAUUCCUUGCACGCCCACACUGUUCUGUUUGCUCAUGGUCAUUUUGCAUAUACGCUAAUGUCUGUACGCAAUUUGAUGCACUCCAGUUGCCCUGAUGGGAGCAGAUUUUGAGUAGCUGAAAUCCACAUUUUUUUACAAGAAAGCGGUGACAUUGGUUGAAAAUAUACACGAAAGUUCUCUGUGGUUCAAGUCUUGAA
This is a messenger RNA of Hordeum vulgare subsp. vulgare (domesticated barley), 1652 nucleotides long. Its product is annotated as peptide chain release factor APG3, chloroplastic. The record is from RefSeq and is a predicted model, not a curated record. Gene Ontology annotation, biological process: translational termination; chloroplast organization; thylakoid membrane organization. Lineage: Eukaryota; Viridiplantae; Streptophyta; Magnoliopsida; Poales; Poaceae. Gene Ontology annotation, molecular function: translation release factor activity, codon specific. The transcript has 15 exons. The coding region runs from base 104 to 1339 and encodes 411 amino acids. Gene Ontology annotation, cellular component: chloroplast.